AUGAUGCUGUCAGUGGCCACGUCCGGAUGGCGCUGGCAAUCGCCGACACUGCGAUUCCGCCGACGCAUUUCGUCGAUCUCCGAUCCGAAUGUUCUGCCUCCGUUUAUCGUGCCUUGGAAAACCAGCGGACAGCGAGCUUCUCUACGGCCGCUGACGCUGCGUCGAUUCGUAAGUGGAUCGCCAGCGGAUGAUCCGGAUCCGAAAACGUGUCGACAGAGCGAGCUGGAAGUCAAGAUGGCUACAAAAAGAUUCAGAGCGAAGCUAAAAAAGGACUUGGAGACCGCAAAGGGCUUUGCACUGCACCAAGUCGUGAACGUGCCCAACGUUAUCACGGCUGCCAGGAUCCUAGCAACACCUUACCUAUCGUAUCUCAUUGUCCAGGGAGACCACACGUCAGCUAUUGGCGUGCUAGCUUUGGCUGGUGUCUCUGACUGGUUGGAUGGCUUUGUCGCAAGAACCUUCCACCAAGAGUCGAUCAUCGGCUCGUUCUUGGAUCCUUUUGCGGACAAAUUGCUGAUUGGCACGCUGUCUCUCAGUACGAUGUGGACGGGGCUGCUUCCGUUGCCUUUAGCUGCACUCAUGUUGGGUCGCGACGGGAUGUUGAUCGGAGGUACAUUUUACCACCGACUUAAGACGAAGAACGAGUCUUUGGGGUUCUUUGAUAUGUCAGACAGUGAAGCCUUCCAAGUUGAGCCAACCAUCCUGAGCAAGGUGAACACAGCUUUACAGUUUUCCACCUUCGGACUUGCUUUGACCAACGCGGCGUGGCAGAUGCCUCCCGAUCUCGCUCUGACUUUCCUCUUCGGCGUUACUGGUUCGACGACGUUUCUGUCAGGGUGUCAGUACUGGUACGGGUACAUGACAAAGACCGGUGCUUUGAGGCCUCUGUCCAAAACGCUUGCGCAGCCACUUCGCAAAGCGGUCGAACGCACAGGAGCAGUCAUAGCGCGCACAGAGGCAGUUGUCAAGCACACGAAGGAGGUAAUGAGGCGUCCACUGAAGAAGGCGAGUCAGCACAGCACGAAGGAGCAGCCAAAGAAAUAG
Molecule: messenger RNA, 1044 nt
Organism: Peronospora matthiolae
Lineage: Eukaryota; Oomycota; Peronosporomycetes; Peronosporales; Peronosporaceae
Source: the annotation of a GenBank genome assembly